Messenger RNA from Prorocentrum cordatum, 642 nucleotides. NCBI's taxonomy places the organism in Eukaryota, Dinophyceae, Prorocentrales, Prorocentraceae. The record is from the annotation of a GenBank genome assembly.
CGCCGCGGGCCCCUGGGCCCCUCGGCCCGGGGAGUGUGCUGCUGGCGUGACGCUGCCGGCGCAGCCUGGCGGUCCCCCGCGCAGCACGGGGGGCGCGCGGACUACGAGGACCUCGCGACCGGGGAGACAGUGGGCGAGGGGAGCACCGCGACCGUCUACCGGGGCAAGUUCAGGCAGGAGCACCCCGCGGACCUGCUGGGCGAGGAGGACGCCCAGGACACGGACGUCGCGAUCAAGAAAUUUCUGUUUGACCAGGGGGACGACGAGCAGCUCGCGAAAGCCCUCGUGCGGGAGCUCGAGGUGCUGAGCACACUGAAUCACGACAACCUUGUUCGCCUGAUAGGCGUAGUGGAGUCGCCUCCCUGCAUCGUGAUGGAAUUCUGCCACGGAGGGGUGCUGUACGACCUCCUGUACAAUUCCGCGUACAGGGUCCAGUGGAAGCAGCAGCUGAAGAUCGCCUGCGACAUCGCAGAGGCCAUGGAGUAUCUGCACACCCUUGAGCCCCCUAUCAUUCACAGGGACCUGAAAUCGUUGAAUUGCCUUCUGGAGGAGCCCGUGGUUUCGUCGGAAUGCGAGCCCUUUGUGAAGGUGACAGACCUUGGCGUGGCCACCGGGCGGAGGAAGAGGGGGAGGAGGAUGAGG